AUGGACAGCCCGGAGCCGCACCGACCUGCGACCCCCGAGAAGAAUGGCAGGUCCUCCUUCUCAUCCAUCCGUGAGAACGACUCCGACCUGGCCCAAACCUUCACCUCCUCCAAGAUCUCUUCCUACGCGCAGAAAGCAACCGCCGUGUUCGACGACUCCUCCGCCUCACCCUCGCCAAUUGCCUCCCCUACCCUCGAGAUGGGCGAAGUCCAGUUCAUGCCUCCUGUCACUCUGCCCAGCAGCAAGCUCCAUGGCGGCUGGUACCCCGCCUCCAGCUUCAAGGGAUGGAAACAGAUCAAUGUCAAGGGCAAGACGGCGAGCAGGAGCUUCAGCGACCUCCAGGCCUUGCACAUGGCAUGGAGCACUCCCCCGGCCUUGCCCAAGGGCGAGAACAAGCUCAGCAAUGGCCGCGCACCUAUGGAGAAGCUCCCCCUCGAGAUGCUCGGGUCCAUCAUUGAGCUACUCGUUCUCGAUAUCCCCCCGCCAUACGGUACUGCGCGCCGUAACGUCGACCUGAUGUCGCUGCUGUUGACCUCUAGGACGAUUCAUGCCGCAACCCUCAACACCCUGUACAAGCACAUCACGAUCCCUCACUCGAGGAUCUUCCGCAAGUUCCUGUCCAACAUCACAACGCACUCUGCCUUGGGUACGAUUGUGCGGCGUAUCGAUUUCAGCCACUUCAACAACGCGACCCUGUUCGAGUCUGCCAGCGAGCGCAAGGGCACUCGGAACCUGACGGCGGAGACGUUGGUGCAAUGCUUGGAGUUGACACCGCACCUCCAGGAGUUUCUGGCCAUGGAGCACAUCGACGACGACCUCGGCGCCGAGGUGCUGCAAAAGCUCUUCUUCGAUAUGCCCCGGCUGCAAGCGUUGGACUUUGCUGGGUGCACCUCGCCCGCGUUCAAGAACUCGUUCGCAUCCCUGGUGGCAAUGGACUGGCCCGAGAGGCUCUCCAUCACGCGCCUGUCGUUCCACAAGUGCCUGACACUGCCGUCGGCGCUGUUCGAGGAGAUUCUGCCGCGACUGACCAACGUUACGCACCUGGACCUUGCCCAGACCAAGAUCACGGACCGAGCGUUGCAGUCCAUUCCGAAGACGGCCAAGAUCACCCACUUGAACAUUGCCAAGUGCACGCUGCUCACGGCGCCCAAUGUUAUCGACUUCCUGGCGACCCAUCCGGCGGUCAAGAACCUGGUCUACCUGAGUGUGGCCACCGACGCUCGGAGCCACCAGCUCUUGGAUGUGGAUGACGUCUCGCAGCUCAUCCCUGUGCUGCCCAAGACGCUCAAGUCGCUGAGCCUGAAGGGUAGCCGCAUGGACGACGCGCACAUUGAGCUGCUGCGGCCGCUGACCAAGCACCUCGAGGAGCUGGCCGUCGGGCGCAACAUGGAUGUCAAUGCCGCUGCUAAGCUGCUCGAGCCGGCGGACGAGAAGAAGGAAGAGGAGCCCCACACGGUGCGGUACCUCGACCUGUCGGACCUCUGGGGCAACGAGCUGGACAUUGUUGACCUCUUCUCGAGCCGAAACUCGCUGCUAAGACCGAGCUUGGUGCCACUCGAGGUGGUGGAGAUCUCGGAGCAGUCGUUCAAGAGCCUAUCUCGGAACAGAACGCUGGAGCGCAUCGGCUGGUCCCUGCAGGAGAUCGGAAGCCGAUGCUGGAUGGUCCGACUGCAGGACCAUCGUAAGGACCAGGACCGCGGUUACCGAUGGUGGAAGAUGGGCGCCGACAACUGGGGCAUGCGCAAGAUCCCUGUCGCGCGCGCCGAGGUCGGCGGCAUGUACGGGUCCUUUAUGUUUGGCCGCAAGCUCUGA
Colletotrichum spaethianum is the source of this 1812-nucleotide messenger RNA. RefSeq names its product F-box protein YLR352W. The record is from RefSeq and is a predicted model, not a curated record. Bases 1 to 1812 code for a protein of 603 amino acids. The transcript is spliced from 2 exons. Lineage: Eukaryota; Fungi; Ascomycota; Sordariomycetes; Glomerellales; Glomerellaceae.